Protopolystoma xenopodis is the source of this 315-nucleotide messenger RNA. Lineage: Eukaryota; Metazoa; Platyhelminthes; Monogenea; Polystomatidea; Polystomatidae. The record is from the annotation of a GenBank genome assembly.
AUGAUUACGGGGCUUUGUAUAUCUUCGAACCCCGAACGUCGUGAUUGGGCUGCCGCCUCUUGCGCCCUGCUACUGAGUCCCAGUGGCCCGUUCCAGUCUUGCGUGCAAGCCUUAGGUCCAGAGGCAGACCGCUACCACGACGACUGUAUUUACGACGCCUGCGGCUGCGAUCAGGGCGGUGACUGUCAGUGCCUCUGCACCGCGAUCGCCGCAAUGGCGCAGGCAUGCGCCAACAUCGGCCACGUGGUGCGCUGGCGCAGUCAAAGUCUUUGUCGUGAGUGCUCUGGUUCACCGGGUCUACCAGUCAGGUCUUAA